Molecule: messenger RNA, 1669 nt
Organism: Clarias gariepinus (North African catfish)
Lineage: Eukaryota; Metazoa; Chordata; Actinopteri; Siluriformes; Clariidae
Product: hepatocyte nuclear factor 3-beta-like
Exons: 2
Coding region: 150-1268 (372 amino acids)
Biological process (GO): cell differentiation; regulation of transcription by RNA polymerase II; anatomical structure morphogenesis
Molecular function (GO): DNA-binding transcription factor activity, RNA polymerase II-specific; RNA polymerase II cis-regulatory region sequence-specific DNA binding; transcription factor binding
Source: RefSeq, a predicted model, not a curated record
UCUGCUCCAGAGACACACGCGCUGCGUCUCCUGUUCCGCGCUCAGCUGCCCAAGCAGAAAAAGCUGUCAUAGUCCCUGUCGGGUCUUUUGCACUUUAGUUUCUUCUCUAGCUUGAACUUUUUUAAAGUCGCGUCUUUGGACUGUAAGGUAUGCUGGGAGCCGUGAAGAUGGAAGGACACGAACACUCGGACUGGAGCGCUUAUUACGCGGAGCCCGAGUGCUACACUGCAGGUGGAAACAUGACCGGCGGACUGAAUUCUAUGAGCGCCUAUAUGAGCUGCGCGAGCGGCGUGAACAUGCCUUACAUGCACGCCGGACUCGGCCAUCCUGGUAGUGGUACGUGCACGGGGAUGACCCCUAGCGCCAGCGCAUCCUACCCGAACCUGAACUCGAGCGCGUGCGGUCAGGUCACCGGCAGGGCCCGCGAUCCCAAAGCGUACAGACGAAGCUACACGCACGCCAAACCGCCCUACUCGUACAUCUCCCUGAUCACCAUGGCCAUCCAGCAGUCCUCAACCAAGAUGCUGACGCUGAACGAGAUCUAUCAGUGGAUCAUGGACCUGUUCCCGUUUUACCGACAGAACCAGCAACGCUGGCAGAACUCGGUCCGCCAUUCCCUCUCCUUUAACGACUGUUUCCUCAAGGUACCCAGAUCACCCGACAAACCGGGCAAAGGUUCCUUCUGGACUCUCCAUCCCGAGUCAGGAAACAUGUUCGAAAACGGCUGCUACCUGCGGAGACAGAAACGCUUUAAAUGCGAAAAGUCUGAAGACAAACCUACAGAAUCGGAAACCGGUAAGAAAACGCGAAGUGACAAAGAAUCGUCUCGACUUGAGACCUCUCCCACUAAAGAUAUAAAAAGCUCCGAUGUAAAAGAAACGCACGCUUUGAGUCCCGAACAUCAGGAUCAUCAUCAUCACCAUCAUCAUCAGGACCAGCAUCUGGAUGAACAGCAUCAUCACCAUCAUCAUCCUCAUAUUCUCUCUCAGCAUCACUCCGUGCUCGUGCACGACUCACACCUGAAACCGGGACACCAUUCCUACUCGUUCGAUCACCCAUUCUCUAUCCACAACCUGAUGUCUUCAGAGCAGCAACACCACAAAAUGGACAUGAUGAAGCCUUAUGAGCACACCAUGCACUGUUCGGGCGGAUACGGGUCACCAAUGACCGGGCCACCGAUGAUGUCAGCGCGGGGCAGUUUGGAUCCCUCAUCCCUUCCCUCGGAGUAUUCUUACUAUCCGGUUCCUGCUUGCACCAACAGGGCGUAAAUAAUACUUUUAAAAAAUUACAAGAUGGAGAUUAACUCAAAUGAAGCAGUUAAAAACACGUUCGCGUAUUAAAAAUGUGGUAACUACUGACUAUGUAUCUAAAGAUCUUUCUUCAAUUGUUAGUGCGCACAACAAAUGGUCUUAAAAAAAGCUAACGACUCUUCUUUUAGAGCUUCGUGAACGCAUCCUUCACUUCGACUGCUUUCUACAGAAAAAUGUAAUUUUCUUCCAUCAAGAGGAUGGACAGGAUUUUAUUAUCCCUCACACACAGCCUGUAUACAAAUCCUUCGCGAAUGUUUUUUUUUUUCAUGAAAAAAAAAAAAAUAAGAAGAGAAUGUAGUAAUUUACUUUAUGCUUGGUUUAUACUGUAAUUUAUAAUUUUGAAUUUUUGAAUGUGUAUA